GUUCUCCUGGAGAAGUACAAGUACGUCGAAAACUUCCGUUUGAUCGACGGCCGCCUCGUCAUCUGCACAAUCUCUUGUCUCUUCGCCAUCGUAGCUUUGAUUUGGGAUUACCUGCACCCUUUUCCCGAAUCCAAACCUGUCCUUGCCUUUUGUGUGGUAUCCUAUUUUGUGAUGAUGGGCAUCCUGACCAUCUACACCUCGUACAAAGAAAAGAGUAUUUUCCUCGUAGCUCACAGAAAAGACCCCGCGGGGAUGGACCCCGACGACGUUUGGCAGCUCUCCUCCAGUCUCAAACGGUUUGAUGACAAGUACACGCUGAAGCUGACCUUCAUCAGCGGCAGAACCAAACAGCAGAGGGAAGCCGAGUUCACCAAAUCCGUGGCGAAAUUCUUCGACGACAACGGGACGUUGGUCAUGGAGGCCUACGAGCCCGAGGUGUCCAAGCUCCACGAUAGCCUGGCCCUGGAGAGGAAAACGAAGUGA
Messenger RNA from Leptosomus discolor (cuckoo roller), 483 nucleotides. The record is from RefSeq and is a predicted model, not a curated record. NCBI's taxonomy places the organism in Eukaryota, Metazoa, Chordata, Aves, Leptosomiformes, Leptosomidae.